Messenger RNA from Mercenaria mercenaria, 1681 nucleotides. RefSeq names its product collagen alpha-1(VIII) chain-like. The coding region runs from base 759 to 1556 and encodes 265 amino acids. The record is from RefSeq and is a predicted model, not a curated record. The transcript is spliced from 2 exons. NCBI's taxonomy places the organism in Eukaryota, Metazoa, Mollusca, Bivalvia, Venerida, Veneridae. Gene Ontology annotation, molecular function: protein binding.
GAAUAGACAGUCGAUUCUUUAACGAGCCUGGUUUAUAGCACCGAUACACGCAAAGCCGUCUUUCCUGGAAAGAACCAGUAAUGGCCUCUUAGCUAAGUGGGAGACACUCAAGAGCAUCUCCGAAGUGAAUCCGACGCAUUUUUAAUUUUGACGCACCGAAUUUCUUGGCAGGGCCUCUGAGCGGCUUAAAAGUAAGCCAUGAGAAAUUUGCAUCGUUCUAUAUAGAUAACAGAGAGUUUUAAACGAAUGUAGGCAAUAUUUUGUCCGCAUGAUCAGCAGUUGGGGAAAACAGAACUGUUACUCUUAAAUCUUCCUUGUAGCCAUUUACUAAUAAGUAUUUGUUACACACCAUUUUUACGCAAACAUUGCAUUUCUUACGCGCGGGCAGUUUUGAAACUUGGACCAAAACCUCACCGAAAGUUUCUACUUUAUGCAAAAGAUAGCACACUAGACAGACUUUGCUAACUUGUGGCUCUAUGAAUACUAACUGAAUUUUUAACAACGAGUUGAAAAAGUCUGUAGGCAGUGGAUAAAAAAAUCAGGGAACAAAUAGCAAGUAGAGAUUAGCAAAAUGGCGAUGGCAUAUAGUAAUUAUCAAACGUAAGUCGAACACGAAUGUUCCGUUCUGUUUAGUUCAGCUAAUAUCUACAUUUUAUAUGACAUGACUGAUAACAAAAUAAAGCAUUGUACAUGGAAAAGAUAAGAUCUGAAACGUGCUUUUUGGAAGAAACGGCAGUGUUUAAGCAAAUUAUUAAAAAAUGUUACUGAUCCAGGUAUUAUUGAGUGUGUUUGUAUUCUCGUGUGUGUCUUGUGCCACAGCAGACUUUCGGAAUCCCAUUGAUUCCAUGGAAACUUCAAUCGGAAUUAGCACUGAAACUCUCAUAAAAACUGUAACUGAUAUGGCAAACAAAAUUAAAACUCUGGAAGCCAAAGUUGAAAAGCUUGAACGCCUGGAAGAUAAGAUAGCUUACCUAGAGGAAACGAUGAUGCUGAAAAAUGAGAAAAUCGCCAAAAUGGAACGUGUGGUGAAAGCACUGAUCACUGAACCGUGUAAUAAUUCAGAAAGCAAAGACUCAACAGAACCAACAGACACCUCCAAUUCAAAAGAUAGACAUGAUGUUCAGCUUCACACUAAGGACAAGCACAGAGGUAUACGACAGAUAGAAACGGUAGGGUUUUCGACUGUGUUAACAAACCAUCUCCAACACCUAGGAAAGAAACUAGUUAUAAAGUUUAACAAAAUCCUAAAGAAUGACGGAAAUGGUUAUGAUCCAAACACGGGUUUCUUUGCUGCUCCAUUAACUGGUACAUACCUGUUUAUUUACAACUUUGGACACCACAGCACAGGCGAAACAUGGCUCGAACUCGUGAAAAAUGGUGUUGCUCAAAACAGUGCGGCAGUUGAAGGCCAUUUUGGAGGUCAGAAUCUCCAGGGUGGAAAUGCGGCAAUUAUACAUCUUAACCAAGGGGAUAGAGUAUGGGUGGAAACUUACCUGGUUUCUGACGUAAGCCUUCAUGCCCAAACCACAACGUUUUCAGGUGUUUUUCUGUACUGAAUAUGAAUUUUUUAAUAAGAUCAUAGUACAUGUAUAUCAGAAAAUUGUACAUCUAUUGUGUAUUCAUUGAAACGAUAAAAAUAUUCAGUUGAGAUUCCAAUAAAAGAGAUAUAUUGUCAAAACGC